This is a messenger RNA of Cimex lectularius (bed bug), 1896 nucleotides long. Its product is annotated as oocyte zinc finger protein XlCOF6.1-like. NCBI's taxonomy places the organism in Eukaryota, Metazoa, Arthropoda, Insecta, Hemiptera, Cimicidae. Bases 351 to 1631 code for a protein of 426 amino acids. The record is from RefSeq and is a predicted model, not a curated record. The transcript has a single exon.
UACUCAGUUUUGAUUUUAAUAUUCAUUUACGGAUUUCCUGAGGGGAGGUAAACGUUUAUCCAAUGGUAUAACUGCCCUAAUGAAACGUAAAAAGCUUCUAUUUCACAAAAUUCCUCUUUUCAGAUAAGAAAAAAUUACCAACGGGCGAGUCAUGUGUUAACACAUUGAACAGCAAUAUGAUUUUAACCUUCGUGGAAUUUUUUGCUCAUCGGUUGUUUAAAUUUUGGAAGCCAUAAAACUUUCCCGGGGGAAAACCGUUUUAUGAACGAGGUGUCAACGGUUUCUUCGAAGAAUAGAAAGUCCAUCGGGAGAACGAUUUAAAAUUGACAGACUCACAAAGACAGACAAAGAUGGGCACAGUUGUCGCGCUAUUCGGGGAAUCGAGCACCAACUCGAAUUGCGAAGACAUACUGACAACAAAAGUAUCAGGAUGCAAAGUGACGGAUGUCAGUCAGAAAAGCCCCGCGUUUGUAGGUAACGAAAAAUCCGAAGAAACCAAACCCAGUGAGUACCCCAGCAAUUCUAACGGCGCGUCGAGCGUUUGCGUCGCGGAAAAGAAGGAGAACACGUUGAUUUGUAAACUUUGUAACUUUAUAUGUUUCUCAGAAGCGAGAUUAAAGAAACACGCGCUGACCCAUUCGGACGUCAAAUUGCUCAAUUGCCAACACUGCGAUUAUAAGACGGUGUUGGAAAGCAACUUGAAGAACCACAUGCGCGUCCACGCCACAGACAAUCAAUACGCUUGCAGCGUUUGUAAAUAUCAACUUGUAGAUGUUAACCAUUACACGGAACACAUGACAUCCCACGAGGAGGAGAUAGAUUUAAAAUCUCUAGAAUCUCUAAGUUCAGAGAACGGAAAUCGUUCGGGAGGUAGUGUAUACUCUUGUGUUUUAUGCUCUUACAAAGGAGCAUCGAUAAAAGCGCUUAGGAGUCAUGUUAAAACCCACUCUCAGGAAAAACCUUUCAGCUGCGCCGAAUGUAAUUUUAGUUGUAAAAACAAAAGUAAUCUGCGCCGACAUAUGACCAUUCACACCGGAAACUCAUUCGUCUGUACAGAGUGCGAUUACAAAUGCAGUACGGCGACAACGCUGAAGUACCACGUGAUGCGCCAUACCGGAGAAAAGCCUGUCGCAUGUACGGAAUGCGAUUACAGGUGUAAGACGAACGGAGAUCUGAGGAGGCACAACCGGAUCCACACAGGAGAGAAACGAUUCGUCUGCAACCAGUGCGGCUAUAAGUGCGCGGCUGGUGCCAAUUUGAGAAGGCAUUCAAAGACGCACACUGGGGAAAAAGUGUUCGGUUGCACGGAAUGCGAUUACAAAUGCAUCACGUCCAGCGCGUUGAAAUGCCACAAAAUGAAGCAUACGGGGGAAAAGCCGUACGCCUGCACGAAAUGCAACUACAAGUGUACCAAACCGAUGAACUUGAAAAACCACCAGAUCGUCAGGCACACCGGUGCCAAGAUGUACACCUGCCCGCAGUGCGACUACAAGUCUUACGAAGAGACCAACUUCAACAUACACAUGACGACACACCGUGGGGACAAACUGUACGCCUGUAGGCUAUGCGGCAGCCGUUUCGGCCAACUGCUCGACUUGAAAAACCAUGUGAAAACCCAUAAAAACGAAUGAGCACAAAAUAUCACGAAGACAAACGGACAACCGCGAGGGAAGUCAUAGGAAAUAAACCACACUUUCAACCAACAAAAAAGUGUGGAAUCUGGACGAGAACCAGUCCUAACGUUUAGUGAUAAUUUAGUUAACACGAAGCACGGAUGUUACAUUCUAAUCCUACGCUUAGACAUUGUUUUUAUAAUUGAUCGUUUCAAGAAUGGAAAGAAGUAGGUGCAAACAACCAUCAGUUUUCUUAUGUUUUACAGUAAUAAACGUUACAAUU